Clavispora lusitaniae ATCC 42720 is the source of this 1569-nucleotide messenger RNA. RefSeq lists its product as uncharacterized. NCBI's taxonomy places the organism in Eukaryota, Fungi, Ascomycota, Pichiomycetes, Serinales, Metschnikowiaceae. The record is from RefSeq and is a predicted model, not a curated record.
AUGAUUCGGCUUUGCUUUAAACAAACUCUGUGGGGCAGGAGACCAUUUAGUGUCUCUUUUUCCCGGCUGAAAGAUGACUACAAAAAGCAACUCAAAAACCUCGGAAGCAUAUUGCUGCAAGGAAAAGUGGGCGACGCCCAGGAUCGGAAACUGACUGAUUUGGAUCUAGAAUCCCAGCUCCCGAAGCAGCCAUCCCAGCUGGCAUUAGACAUAACCGUGAAAGAAAAUAUAGAUGAACUCGAAGAUUGUUUUGAAAAAGUUGCAUUUAUGACCAAAGAUGAUAUUGCCAUUCAAGAAAAUUUUGACCAAGGAGGCCAGUUCGGCAGUUUUCCCUCGGAGCAUUUUUUCGAUCGAAGAGAGUUGAUACGAUCGCUACCGGACGAAGUCGACCUUCUUGAAACACCUUGGGAAGAGAUCGAACGGGUGUACAAACUGCUCGAAAAGCUUGAUGUGGAUAGAUCUGUUCACGCAAAGUAUUUGAAGAAAUUUGGCAUCGAUGACAACGAUUUGAUCACAAGGUUGCGCAUGGGUAACAACUUGCGUGACAUGUGCAGCUCAGGCCGGAGGGGUGAAAAGUAUGAGAUCUCGAAAGGCUUGGAAAGAGUGUUCAAAAAGCUAUAUCAAUAUAAUGUUGUUGGCUUUGAUCGCAGCUUGGUAGGUGUUCCUUUACGCGGUGGAAAGAAUAACCUAAAGAAGAAUGCAUCUGAAGAAUCUCCAGCUGAUGCAUUCCCGACAGAAUUAAUUCGUGACAUGCGCCCGUUUGAUACGAAGGUGCCCGUCCACAAGGUGGAUGUUAAUUUCUUGGAUGAUGAUCUGCUAAAGGAAAGCAUUUCACCCUUUGAUGCGAAGCCGCUACCACCAGAAGACUUGCUCAGAGAUGUAGGAAAACCCAUUUUCUUGGACACCAUUGACAACUAUCGCAAGGUUGAACAUCCAUCAAUGGAGUUCUUAACAAGGAUUGAGAAGGAAACAAUACUGUUAAAGGAUGCGUUAUACUUGGAAAUUACCCGCAAAAUGAUCCCUACUGGCACUGACGUGAUCACCUUUAACUCGCAGAAACUAAAAACUAACGAAUAUGUGAUUGCAUCGAAAGAUCACGACGCAACAACAAUUUCAGGGCCCACAACAUCUUAUCGCUUUAAGCAGUUUGAUCUUGUACCUAUCUAUGGCAUGCUCUUGAGCACAGUCAAACAUUACAAUAACUUAUACAAGCAUUUGUUUCGCGUGAUCUUGAUCAACUUAGACGAACACGUCGAUGUGUUGACCAGAAUUAAGUAUACACUGGCUCGGGAGUCCAAUUCUUUCAUGAGAAAACUUUACGCGAGAAUCCACAAGGCUGUUUCAGAUAAGCUCAUGCCGUUGGCAUUGAAAAGCCGCAUACAGGUUCCCAAACAAUACAAUGCUGUAUUGCACAAACAUAUUCUUUGUGGAAACUUCCUGAGAAUAUAUUGGGUGAGGAAGCCAGGGGUUGGCCUCAGGACAGAGAGGCGGGACUUUUCCAGAAAUGUGCGCAGAAAAGCUCAAUCGCUCAAUAUUUUGAUCUUGAACCCUGCCAAUUUGCUCAAGUGA